AUGGAGUGGUGUAAUUGGAUCCCCGCUAAAGUUAACAUUCACAUGUGGAGGUCGGAAAUGGAUAGAAUCCCUACGGCUGAAGCGUUAAAGAAAAGAAACGUUCAGUGGUUACCAGAUCCGAAGGGGGAAUUUUCAGUCAAAGCCGUGAAAAAGUUACUGUUCGAGGAGGCGGGACAAGGAAUUAUCUUCACUAUGGAGUGGUGUAAUUGGAUCCCCGCUAAAGUUGACUUUCACAUGUGGAGGUCGGAAAUGGAUAGAAUCCCUACGGCCGAAGCGUUAAAGAAAAGAAACGUUCAGGUCAGUGAUUCUUCAUGUAUGUUGUGCAACUCAGCCGAAGAAACAACAGAGCACAUCUUCAUUGCAUGUCAAGCCGCGACGAUCGUUUGGAACGGAAUUAGCACUUGGUGUAAGAUUCCUAAUAUCUUCGCUUUCUCGAUUAAAGAUCUUCUUGGUAUUCACAAAGAGAUUAGAGGUUCAGAGAAGAAGAAGGACGCGAUUCAAGGAAUUAAAUCGAUUGUCUGUUGGAGUUUGUGGCGAGCUAGAAAUAACGCUAAAUUUUCCAACAUCCCGGUUAGGAUAGAAAAUAUAUUGAGUGAGGUUAAAGCCUUAGGUUUUCUUUAUUUUUCAAGUAGAUCAAAACACAAAGGAUAG
Messenger RNA from Helianthus annuus (common sunflower), 651 nucleotides. RefSeq lists its product as uncharacterized. Lineage: Eukaryota; Viridiplantae; Streptophyta; Magnoliopsida; Asterales; Asteraceae. The transcript has 2 exons. The record is from RefSeq and is a predicted model, not a curated record. The coding region runs from base 1 to 651 and encodes 216 amino acids.